CAAACAUUUAUUGAUCGACUAUUAUGUGAAAAGUUCUGGUUUGUUUUCAACUAAAUAUUUUUAAUUAGAGUAAAUGCAGGGUUAGCAGAAAGGAACUAGGUAGCCCAUAUUUCUCUUUUGGGUAUAAGUUAUUUUUUUCAGUGACAAAAUCCCUGGCAACAGCUUUAUCGUUGUUUGGCCGCCUUGUUCCCCCAAAGGCUCUGGGGUGGGUCUUUUAGGUCAAGACCUUGUGUCUCUAGAAGACUCCAAGUGAAAUACAAAUAUUUUUGUCGCUUGGGAAAGCUAACACAAUUAAAGACUUUUCAGAGCUUAAGCCCUUCCAAAGUAUUUGCGAGAUCGUGAAGUCCAGUUGUUCUUUCGGAGAGAGCUCAACUCUGUACGAUCUAAUGAGGCCCCAUCUAACAGUUAUGGGGUUUACGGUUCACUGAGGUUCCUCAAGGGUUGAGUCGGGAGCAAAGCUGAGGUUGCACUGCAGGAGACAUGCGCAGUGUGCUGGAGGCACGAGGACAGAAUCGCUUGGGGGCAGAAAGAGGACAGCCAGACCGCAUCACACCGCCAUAGGGCCAUUUUCCAGUAUCUAACCAAUAUGAUUUAGACCAACGUGAUUUAGACCAAUGGUCUGCUAAGUUUUUCUGAAAAGGGAUAGAUAAAUGCUUUAGGCUCCAGGGCCCUUAUUAUCUUUGUCACCACUACUCAACCCUGCCUUGUAAACCCAAAGCAGGUCCCCCCAGCUACGUACAGCCAUGGAGAAGACAAAGGAACCGGCAUGGAGGUGUUCCAAAAACACUAUUUGCAAAACCAGGCUGGGGCCCAGCUCGGCCUUCAGGUGGUAGUAUGCCAGCCCCUAAAGAUUCCCUGGCUCCUGGUAAAUCCACUCUCGGUGCCUCUAAAUCUGCGUUCAAGUAAGAGACGGUUCCUCCUCCUCUUGGGUACCAGGAUCUACCGAACGAAACCAAGUCCCUAGCAGCCUUCGCGUGGGAGCGAUCCAGCCGAGCGACUACACAGUUUUAAGAAAAGUUUUGAAGUGGUCUCUUUCCUUUCUUCUCUUUCAGUCCUCCGAGUCCUUGCUUUCCACCGCAGGGACGCGGAAGGAGUUGCGGUGUGCUUGGGUGAGCUGCGUGGGCUCCGGGGAAGAGCCCGCGGGCACUCCGGGGAAGGCGAGGGCGCACAAAAGUUGGAGCCCAAUCAGCACCGAGUCCAGCUCGCGAGUCCCAACCUUCAGGUGACCCCGCGCGGCGGCGGCAGCAGCGGCGGCGGAGGAGGAGGCAGCGGCGGCGGCGGCGGCGGCGGCGCGGCGACUAAAGCCCGCAGCGGCUCGGAGCGCCUCCGGGAGGAGAGGAGGCGAGCUCGGCGAAUCGUCACUGCCAAGCCGAGCGCCGAGCUCAGCGGUCCGGGGCUGGGCGCGAGAGGGCGAGAGCCGGCACGCGCCUUCUCCCUUCGCCCCCGGCACACCGCGAGAGGCUGGGCCGGGGCGUCCCGGGUGCGGGCCCGCGCCGCGCGCCGUCGUCGCCCCUCCCCGCCGCGUUUGAACACUGGAGGUGUGCGUGGCCGCGGCGGCGGCGGGAGCGGCGAGUCGGGCCGGCCGGGCUGCGCUUCGCCGGGGCGGCGGCGGUCGUGCGUGGGGCUCAGGAUGCGGCCGGGGGGCGCGCUGCUCGCCCUGCUCGCCAGCCUGCUGCUGCUGCUGCUGCUGCGCCUGCUCUGGUGCUCCACCAACGCGCCCGCUCGCUCCAGGCUCUCGGUGGAGGAGAGCAGGGACGCCACCCGCGGUACCCCCGCCGCGCUCAGGACGCUCCGGAGCCCGGCGACCCAGCUACCGCGCCCCACGAACAGCACAUAUCUGAGUGAGAAGUCCCUCCAGCUGACAGAAACAUGCAAAAGACUACAAGACGGCUUUCAGACGUUAUCUAGCAAACUAAAAAGGUAUUUAGAGAGUGACUAUCUUCAGAUUAUCAGAAAUAUACAGAACUGUCCAUGGAAACGACGAGAAGAAGAAUAUGAGAAUUUUAGAGCAAAACUUGCUUCCUGUUGUGAUGCUGCUCAAAACUUCAUUGUUUCUCAGAACAACACUCCAGCUGGGACCAACAUGAGCUAUGAGGUGGAAAGCAAAAACGAAAUCCUAAUUAGAGAGAAUAUUUUUAAUAUGUUUCCAGUGUCUCAGCCCUUCAUGGAGUACCCCUACAAUCAGUGCGCAGUGGUUGGAAACGGGGGAAUUCUGAAUAAGUCUCUUUGUGGAGCUGAAAUAGACAAAUCCGACUUUGUUUUUAGGUGUAACCUUCCCCCAAUUACAGGAAAUGUGAGUAAAGAUGUUGGCAGUAAAACCAAUGUUGUGACUGUAAAUCCCAGUAUCAUAAAACUAAAAUAUGGGAACUUAAAGAAAAAGAAAGAAAUAUUUCUGGAGGACAUUGCGACCUAUGGAGAUGCGUUCCUUCUUCUUCCAGCGUUUUCUUUCAGGGCCAACACGAUUGCCUCUUUCAAAGUGUACGACACCCUAAAGGAGUCUCAAGCAAGACAGAAGGUUAUAUUUUUCCAUCCCAAAUACCUCAGAAAUCUUGCCCUUUUCUGGAGAACUGAAGGUGUGACGGAGUUUCGCCUAUCCUCUGGCUUGAUGAUCACAAGUGUGGCAGUUGAACUGUGUGAGCACGUGAAGCUGUAUGGAUUUUGGCCCUUUUCUAGAACGAUUAAAGACACACCUGUCAGCCAUCACUACUAUGACAACAACUUACCCAAACGUGGUUUCCAUGAGAUGCCUAAAGAAUAUAGACAAAUUCUCCAACUUCACUUGAAAGGAAUCCUCAAAUUACAAUUUAGCAAAUGUGAAAGAGCCUAAGCAUAGUGUCUUAAAAUGGGAAAGUUUUAAUAGAAUGCUGUAGGUGAGUAAUGGUGUUUCCCAACACUAAAAGCAGUGGGUGUAGGGCAUAAUAGGAAAAGCCCUGAAAUGUGGUAUGAUCAAAGUUCCCCACUGAGCUUGCAACAUCAGCAGCUCAUGCAGUUGUCCCGAUCUUCAGUUUCCCUCCCUGUGAAAUGGGGACCAUGAUAUCUAACUCUAUCUAACAGUCCAUGAAAUCUCCUAGUACAGGAUUUGGCGUGAGGUAGGGACUCCAUGAAUAUUUCCUUGUUGCUCUCUACAGUUGCCAUUUCUACUCUCAGCAGACUGAUAAUAAAAGGCAUGCUGUUUUGAAGACCCUUCCUGGAAAGAACUGCUGAAUUGCCAGUUUUCACUGGGUUCUUCCUCAAGCAGGCCUCUCUAUUAUCAAUAAUAUCCUUCUCAUCCUUCUUCCUGUCCAAAAGAGGAUGUCUAAGAAAUUAUAGCAAACCCUUGAUGAUUCAGGAAUGAAAUCCUCCUCUUUGGAUGGUAAUGUACCUGCUUCUGAUCACCUUCACUAGGGUCAUUAGCUGUAAUGAUGUGUCUGGCUGGAUUUAGGCCAAUUGUUUUCCUCCUUUAUUUACAUUUUUAAAGUGCUCUUUUUGAUUUAUAUUAAAUUCCUGCCUUACUAUUAAGCUUUUUCUGCUCCCACUAACAGGAUCUAUUUUUAAGAGCAUGAAGAGUUACAAUACCCAGUUUUUCUUACCUGGUGUUUGUGGGGUCACACAUUCAAUUUAUUUGUAAAAAAUUAUCCAACAGCUACUUCAUGCCAGACCCUGUAGCAGGCUGUGUGAGAGGGACCUAAAGAUGACCAAAUCCUGCAGGAGGAAAUGAACAUGCAUAUGACCAACAGUGAUACGGUAUGAUAGAUGUUGUUAUGACAGCUAUGGAGAAGGUACUAUGGGGUCAUUCAGUUAUUCAGGAGUCAUUCAGUCUAUUUCAGUGGAAUCUGUUUCAGAGAAGAGAUAAUUGUCAAAUAAAAAUUAGAAAGUGAGUAAGGUUUUAACAAAUGAAGAAGAUUCUAAGUAGAGGGAAUAUGAUAGGGGAAAAAGCAGUCCCCUUGAUUCUGAUUCACCAAAAUGAGGAUAUUUGAAGGUAAAUCAUGGUCUUUGCCCCAAGAACUGUCACUUGAAGAGAAGUUACACCACGAGUGGAUAGUGGCUUGGGCCCACCUCUGAAACAGUAGUUGUAGUGACCUGAUAGGUCUCACAGGAAAGCAGUAAGGAUUAAAAUACACCAAAACUUAAUUCUCAUAAAGAAAGGUAUAUAUUUACAUGAUAAAUAGGACAAAUAAUUUAAAUACCAAUAUCAAAUAAAGCUUAAGUGGUAUUGAAUAUUAUAAGUUUCACACCACUCCCUUCAUUAUGAUGAUACUUGUUAACAUAGAUCAUCUAUUCAUCUACAAAGUUCUUUGGUUUAACUAAGUAACUACAUUUUUACUUUGCCGACUUGUCUUUGUACCAUCAUGAGGAGGGCAGAAACCGGGGUGGAGCCAACUUGUCAGCAUGCUGAAUUAAUUAAAAAUAAAAUUCUUAAUUCUUACCUUA
Messenger RNA from Mustela lutreola (European mink), 4410 nucleotides. RefSeq names its product ST8 alpha-N-acetyl-neuraminide alpha-2,8-sialyltransferase 6 (gene ST8SIA6). Gene Ontology annotation, biological process: oligosaccharide metabolic process; N-glycan processing. Lineage: Eukaryota; Metazoa; Chordata; Mammalia; Carnivora; Mustelidae. Bases 1631 to 2827 code for a protein of 398 amino acids. Gene Ontology annotation, molecular function: alpha-N-acetylneuraminate alpha-2,8-sialyltransferase activity. The transcript is spliced from 8 exons. The record is from RefSeq and is a predicted model, not a curated record.